GCGGCCGGGUCCCGGUCCGCUUGCAGACCUCCAUCAGAACCGGUGCCUCAGGAUGCCGGGCCGGGAGGAGCUGAGCGAAGACAAACCCAGGGUCCGGAUGCUGUGCCCGGGCGUCGGCCUGGACAAGGCCCGGCUGCCCGGCUCCGGGUUCCGCUCCAAAGGCUUCGCCAUCACCGACCUGCUCGGCCUGGAGUCGGACCUCCACGCGCGGCAGCAGCAGCAGCAGGCCGCCGGGCCGCCCGGUUCGGGGCUGUCCGCCUCAGCGGGUCCGGGGCCCGGGGCGGAGCCUCCGGGCGCGGCGGGCGGCCUGGGCGGCUUCUCGUUCCCGGGGGGCUCGCUGCCGCUGGGGCUGGGCUUCCUGUGCAGCCUGGCGGCGCAGCAGCCCGCCGGGGCUCCGUGCUUCCUGCCGGGCCACCUGCCGCUGCUGCAGGCCCGGCCCGACGGCCACUACCUGCAGAACCUGGAGGCCCAGAGGGAGCCCUACUCCGAUGAAGAGUGCCUGUCGGACAGAACCGACUCCAAAAGUUCCGGAAAUUCGCAGAAGAGGAAGAAGAGGAGACACAGGACGGUGUUCACCUCCCACCAGCUGGAGGAGCUGGAGAAGGCCUUCCAUGAGGCCCACUACCCGGACGUGUACGCCCGGGAGAUGCUGGCCAUGAAGACGGAGCUGCCGGAGGACCGGAUCCAGGUGUGGUUCCAGAACCGGCGGGCGAAGUGGCGUAAGCGUGAGAAGUGCUGGGGCCGCAGCAGCGUCAUGGCGGAGUACGGCCUGUACGGCGCCAUGGUCCGCCACUCCAUCCCGCUGCCAGAGUCCAUCCUGAACUCGGCCAAGAACGGCAUGAUGGGAUCCUGCGCCCCCUGGCUGCUCGGUGAGCCGCAUGCACGUAUGCACAAGAAGUCCCUGGAAAUGGCCAAGAAAUGCUCCAGUCCUCCGCCGUCGGACUCCACCCGCUCCGACCCGUUCUGUGAGCCCUCUGAGCGCCGACCUGCCGGGCCCCUGGAGGAGGGGGCGGAGCUUCUGGAGGGGGAGGAGACAGAGGAGGAGGAAGAGGAGGAAGUGGCCAUGGACCUGUCCAGCUCCUCCAAGCAGCAGCAGCAGCAGGAAGAGGCGGAGUCCACUAGGACCGCCCCCUCACCGCCGCCGCAGCAGAGCGCCGGCCAAUCAGACGAGCACAGCUAAGGUCGGCAGGGAGAGGAGGCGGAGUCACUCCUGAGAACUGGAAUCUGAUUGGCUCUUCUUUCAAGGAGCUCAGCCAAAAAACAGAUGUGACAUCAUCUGUUGCUAUGCAAACUCGCUGCACUACUCUCUGUGAAAUUAUUUGUUAUAUUUGUUACUCCAUGCCAGCUGUGUCCCCCCCCCCCCCUUCCUGAAGCUGACCAAUCAGAGAGGCGGGGCGGGGCUAGAGGCUGAUAACGUGUGUAUGUUGGGGGAGGGGGGGUGAAAUAAGUCAGGUCCUGCUGAAGGCUGGAGGUUCUGCUCACGGUCCGCCCUGCAGAACCUGGAGAACGUCGGACGGGCCUCCAGAACUCUGUAGAUCAAAGUGUUGUCUGCUCACUGGUUUGGUCACUUUUCCCCAUUUUUUAUUUUUAUCCAUGGGCUCCAGGAGGAAACCUUCUGUGUUGUUGCUGUUCUGUGUCUGUGGUCUGGAGCUCUGAAUGUAAACUGAAAGGAAUAUUUAUUGUUUAUUAUGAUCAUUGUUGUUAUUAUUAUUGUUAUUACAUGUCUGUACAGCCAUCACUCAAAGAAAAUAAAAAUAAGAUAUUUUUACAAACUUU
This is a messenger RNA of Fundulus heteroclitus (mummichog), 1776 nucleotides long. RefSeq names its product visual system homeobox 1 homolog, chx10-like (gene vsx1). Gene Ontology annotation, biological process: regulation of DNA-templated transcription. The coding region runs from base 53 to 1180 and encodes 375 amino acids. NCBI's taxonomy places the organism in Eukaryota, Metazoa, Chordata, Actinopteri, Cyprinodontiformes, Fundulidae. The record is from RefSeq and is a predicted model, not a curated record. The transcript has 5 exons. Gene Ontology annotation, cellular component: nucleus. Gene Ontology annotation, molecular function: transcription cis-regulatory region binding; DNA-binding transcription factor activity, RNA polymerase II-specific.